GGGCGCUAGGUUCUUUCGGGAUUUGGCCAUCCAUAACUCCCAAUUUCCUAUUUCCCUCUUCCCUCUUCCCUCUUCCCUUCCCAAGUUCGCAGUUCGCAAGUUACAACUUCGCCGGCAGCUGUCGCUCCCUGACUCCCAUUAACAGUUCGGGGCAGUUCAGUUCCCUUCAGCUUCACCUUCCCUUCCCAGUUCCCUUCCCACUUCGCAGUUCUCACACAGUCGGCGACGGCGAGUUCAAAUCUCCUGUUCCAGAUCGGCAGAUCCAGUCUUCCCCUUCGGACUUCGGCUUCCACCUUCCCAACUUCGCAGCUCGCACUCUCGCAGACUCGCAUGGUUGAGCCAUUCUCGCUGCCAUGGCAGCUGAACCAGUUGUUCAAGAUCAAAGAAAACACACUUUGGAGGCAUUAGAACGCAGGUUUGCUGUUGCCAAAGCUGAGCUUACUCAACAACAGCAUAAGAACAAGCGGCAAUUUCGUGAAGAUCAGAGAGACAUUCAUAGCAUCGGUUCCUCAUCCACUGGUCCUUCAUUACAUCUAACUGAUGCAUCAAUCUCACCCAGCCCAACUGCCUCAUCUAAGAAAGGGAAUUUUUCCUUUUCGGGCUAUACAACAUUACAAGAUGCAGAAGCAACUGGUCCGGCGUAUAGUCAGCUCUCUCACCCUGUACAUGAGAAUCUGUUGACAGAAAAUGUUAAGAUGUCUAGCAGAACAGGGAGCACAGUUAAUAACAUUUUGCAUGAGAUGCUACAGAAAGGUGAUUCAGCUCAGAAAUACAUGCAGGGAUCUAAAAGUUUGAAAAUUGAUAAUUGGAUCCUUCUUGAUAAUUUUAUACAAGGACGUGGUGCAUCUUAUGCGGCUUGCACCAAGGUUUUGCAAAACCAAUCAAAGCGUUCAAAAAAACACUUGUCCAUAAGCCAACAUAAAAAGCUUGGAUCAUUUGAUUUGCCUCAGGAGCUCCAUAAGAAAAAUCAGUUGGCUCAAUGUCUUCUCAAUGCAGACCUACAUGGUGCUAUAAUUCUAGUUGUUGAGUGUAAAAUAUCUGCCUUCACUGGAGCAAGGGGUAUUAUGAUUCGUGAAACUGCAGAAACUUUUGGGAUAAUUUCACAAGACAAUAAAUUUCGAGCUUCCAGGUGCCCAUAAUGAACUCUGGUGCAUAAUUGAGCAAAGACAAGGGUAUCAAAUGUAUUUUUCUUAUCUAUUCUGAAUUGAUUCGCUCCUGCUGCUAGGUAACAAAAAUAGGUACUCAAUGAUGAGGUGAUUCAUGAAGAGCCUGAUUUUUAGGUUACACCUUUGUUAAUAUUCAAUGCUGACACUGUCUAAUUUUAUAUAUAUAUAUAUAUAUAUAUAUCUCUGUGAGUGUGAGUGUGUGUGUGUGUGUGUGUGUAUAAACAUGCACACAUGCUGAUAUACUGCACUCCAUACCCUUGUAAUGAACACACGUGCGUGCACACACCUGGGGUUCAUAUCAAGUUUGGGAUCACAAAACUCCUAACAACAUGCACCCCUUUUUAAGUGCGGUGCAUAUAAUAUGUAAUUCAGCUUGUCUAUGUUCCAGUUUGUAGAAAGGGCUGUAAUGUAAAUUCAUGACCGUGCUGCUUUUCAAGAUCAGCCUACUCUCAAUGUUAGCCUUUUUGCUUAAUAAAAUUUUAAAGGGGCUGCGCAUGCAGUCUUGUAGCUUUUCCAUAAAACAUAUUACCUCAAAAUUUUUUUUGAUAACAAAAAAUGAAUCUAUUAAUUAAGAGAAAAGUUACAGAGAAUGGAGGACAAGACAUUGCCUCGAUGUUGCCCCUCAAUUGCAAAAAAACUGGACUGAAUACAUUUGAUAGUUCAUUGUAUGCUAGUGGCAAUUUUCUUUCAUAGGACAAUCUUUUCUAUGAAGUCAGAGUGUGAAGCUCUAGAUAUGUGAAUUUUUUGAAAAAUUAAUUUCUGGACAACAUUAAAGUUUGGAACUCUAAAUAUGUUUUAUAAAAUAUGCUUUCUAAAAUUUUGGUUCGUGGUCCAGUGGGUUCUUUAAUCUAAGUUUCUAACAUAAAAGAUCUGUUUUUAAAACUUUUUAGAAGAAAAAUUGAACAUAUUAGAGUGGGUAGAGGAAGUUUAAGAAGAGUAAGUGGUUAUUAGGAUGUCAUAGUUGCAGACAUGGGAGUGGGGAAGAGAAUUGGGGGUGUUGUGGGAGAGACGUGCUCUCAUUUUUGGAUUCUAAAGAAUUUGAAACUCCUUAAAUGAGAGAGAUGUGCUCUCAUUUUUGGAUUCUAAAGAAUUUGAAAAUCUUUAAAUUAUUUUUAUUUGCAGCUUCAUCUCUUCAUUCUAAAUGCCUUCUGUUGAUGGUAUGGACUCUUAAUGAAUAUUUUUUCUUGAGUGAGAAUGAGACCAGGAGACCAGAGGGUCUCACUUUCUAUAAUCACAAAUAUAUGAACUUCACAUCGAAGAUGAGGUUUAAGGCACGCUUCAUGAAACUCAACAAAUAUCAAGCAUAAAUAAAGGUGGUUAAGUUCAUCGGUUGAAGUUCAAACUAUUUUCCAGUUGCCACUAUCUGAGCCCUGGGGUUUGAGCUAUGAAAAGCCUCAUAGGGCUAUGGAAGUUUUUUUUAACAUAUUUGGUACGUGAAUUUUGAGUCCAUCUAGCGGCAGAAUUUCUGAUGAUCCAAACCGUUUUCCUUUAUAGUUGUGCCCAAGAAAGUUUCAGUCUUUAUAUUCCAAGUUGAUUGCUGGAAAAUUACAUUGAAUGGAGACAAACUCACUUCGAGAACUUUGCGCUCCUCAUAAUAUUGAUCACUGCGCCUCAG
Malania oleifera is the source of this 2781-nucleotide messenger RNA. Its product is annotated as ribonuclease MRP protein subunit POP4. Bases 354 to 1139 code for a protein of 261 amino acids. Lineage: Eukaryota; Viridiplantae; Streptophyta; Magnoliopsida; Santalales; Ximeniaceae. The record is from RefSeq and is a predicted model, not a curated record. Gene Ontology annotation, cellular component: ribonuclease MRP complex; ribonuclease P complex. Gene Ontology annotation, molecular function: ribonuclease P RNA binding. The transcript has 8 exons. Gene Ontology annotation, biological process: tRNA 5'-leader removal; rRNA processing.